AUGUGCGCGACGCAGAUCGACGCCCUGGCGAGCGAACUCGAGGGCGGGGAGCGAACGAGCGCGAAAGACUACGGCCGACUGCGCGCCAAGCUGCACGAGGGGGAGCUGGGACGAUUUUGGGUCACCGCGCGCGGGUGCGAUAGGCGGACGAGUCGGGAGGACACCGGGGCGGAGCGGUCCCCGUUCGCGCGCGAAAAGGCGGACCUGUGGGCGCUCGUCCCGGAGAAGUCCGGACCGAUCGGCCGGGCACUGCGGCCUAAUUUCGACGACCCGGACGAUAGGCUGUGCCUGGUGUACUCGUGCGUGAACGAUCCUUCGGCACCGAGUUCGAUCGAUACGCUGUACGCGUUGAAACUGUUGGACGAAGGUUUGAGAAUCGGCGCAAAGGGCGAUAAAGUCACCGCAGAGGGGCUAUCGUACGUCGCGCGUGAGGCUGGUGAUAAGUUGGCGUCGUACGCUAUGCUCGUAAAGGAGAAGGCGGACGCGUCGUUCGUCGACGAAUCUUGGGUCAAUCCGGCGCCGGCAACUUGGUCGGGACGCGGAAUUUGA
Messenger RNA from Ostreococcus tauri, 549 nucleotides. RefSeq names its product unnamed product. The transcript has a single exon. The record is from RefSeq and is a predicted model, not a curated record. Bases 1 to 549 code for a protein of 182 amino acids. NCBI's taxonomy places the organism in Eukaryota, Viridiplantae, Chlorophyta, Mamiellophyceae, Mamiellales, Bathycoccaceae.